UGGUAACUGCAGCUGCCCGUACAUGUACCUCGACCAGUGCACUUGUUGCUCCCAAUUCACUCGAUUUUGAAGUCACCAUAUCCUCAACAAACAGCACAAGUAACCGAUGCCGCACAAAACGAUGGACGACCAGGCCCGGAUGGCCUACGAAGACCAAUCCCUGCAAUUGCGGGCUGAUCUCAAGCAAUGGGAAGGGGACUGGGCGGUUGCACACGCGGGAAAGAAGCCGGGCCGCGAAGACAUCAAACACAAUCCCGACAUUGUCCAGAAAUACAAACAGUACAAUAAGAUUCGGGACAUACUCGCAGGCAAGAUCCCGCCCCCCCCGUCGGGUCCCGUCGAAGCCACCCGCGGGCACCAGCAGCACCAGCAGCAACGCAAACGGACCCAGUCCGAUGCCGCCUUUCCUCCGCAAACGCCCUCCAAGAGGUCUAAGCCUGACCAGACACUACAAAAUGCCCACCAUUCCCACCCUGAGGACAUGCCCGCCGUUACUCUCACCCCUUCCGCAGCCCACGUUGGCACCCCGUCCUCAAACCGGACAUCUUCCACCCCCCUAGCCGCUGUCCCAACAUCCAUCAGCCCAACACCACAAAGAGACGGCCGCGUUCUCGGCAUCUUCGACCUCCUCGGCCGCACCCCCUCGCGGUCCAGCUCAGCUGCCACAAAAGCCAACACCCUCCCUAUUGCAGCAACCCCCAGCAAGCAACGCACAACAAACCUCCUCCCCACAACCACAACAACAACGUCAAGAACAAUCACAACCACCCCAACAACCGCCCGCUUCACCGCCACCACACCACAGUCCAAACGCACCACCGCCCAACGCCUCUUCCAGCCCUCCACCUCCACCACGACACCCCACCGCCGCCGCCGCCGCGGUAGCAGGGGUAGUGUCACCGAUGAGGACGGUGGCAAGGAAAACAACACCACCAUCACGCCCUUCAAGACCCCCUCCACCCACCGCAUCUCCAAAGCAAGACCCAACAACACCACUGCCGCAACCCCCACCAGCUCCACGCCCUCCUUCCUGCGGCGCCGCGCCGUCUCUAUGGGCACCGCGGCAGGCACUGCUGGGCUGGCGCGCGUGGAUGAGCAGGAUGAGCGCGGUGGUGGUGGUGGGGCGGGGCAAGACGGGGAGGAUGGGGACGAGGAUAAGGAUGGGGAUGGGGGGUGGGGGAGGGUUGGCCCGCUGAGGCUGCCACGCAAGCUGGGAGGUCUUGGGCGCAGUUUGAGCAGCGUUGUUGCGGGGCUGAGGAAGAUGGAGGAUGAGGCGUUUGGGGAGGAGGAGGAUGUCUUGAGGGAGAUGGAGAUGGAGAUGGAAAUGCCGAGGGAGGGUGGUGGUGCUGGCGCCGGCGGCGCUGGGAUGGGGAAGAAAGCUGUGGCGGAAGAGGUCGAGGUUGGGGACAGUCAAGCGCCACCUCAAUUGGGCCGUGACCCGCCUGGCAAGGCAACACAACAAGGGGACGAGACGGCUGGGGAGGCACCCGGAGGCUUGCUUUCCGGCUUCGACGAGGAGGCUCUCUACGACAGCCUGGACGAAGAGAAGCAAAAACAGCCUCUCCGCCAGUUCAAGAAACGCGGCCAGAAGCGCAGCACCCGCCUCGUCAACAUGCGGCCGACCCGCGCCAGGCGGCCCGCCCAGACCGGGGGUGAACCCGGCGGCGAAGAAGAGGAGGAAGACAUCGACCUAGUCCCUGAAACACAAUUCAACGCUUCCAAACCCACCACCACCACGGCAGGCGGGGACGCCGACAACCUGCGCCUCUCAGACUUUGACUCCGCGUCGGAAGCCGACUUCGUUGCUUCCGACUCGGAUGAGCAGGAGGACGGACACGUCAAGGCCAAGGCAAAGAAGCCGAAAGCGCCCGCCGCCAACGACAAGAAGGCCAAGAGCGGCGCCGAGCCCAAGGGCGAGGGCGUCGUCAAGAGGGCGGUGCGCAAGGUCAAGGCGACGGCGCACGCCAACUUCAAGCGCCUCAAGCUGCGGAACGCGGGGUCCAAAGGCGGGCCGGGACACAACAGUCGGUUCAGGAGGAGGCGGUGAAUGGGUGGAUGGGGGUUGGACGUCCUAUAUACCGGUG
This is a messenger RNA of Chaetomium fimeti, 2084 nucleotides long. Its product is annotated as DNA replication/checkpoint protein. The transcript is spliced from 2 exons. NCBI's taxonomy places the organism in Eukaryota, Fungi, Ascomycota, Sordariomycetes, Sordariales, Chaetomiaceae. Bases 107 to 2047 code for a protein of 646 amino acids. Gene Ontology annotation, biological process: mitotic DNA replication preinitiation complex assembly; double-strand break repair via break-induced replication; DNA replication. Gene Ontology annotation, molecular function: DNA replication origin binding; single-stranded DNA binding. Gene Ontology annotation, cellular component: DNA replication preinitiation complex. The record is from RefSeq and is a predicted model, not a curated record.